Geodia barretti is the source of this 759-nucleotide messenger RNA. Lineage: Eukaryota; Metazoa; Porifera; Demospongiae; Tetractinellida; Geodiidae. The record is from the annotation of a GenBank genome assembly.
AUGCCGCCUGAAAUUCGCGCUAUCGGAAUCGAGGGGUUGCCAGAAGUGCGCGCCGGGGAUGACCUGGCCGCGCAAAUCAUGGAUGCCUGCGCCGCCCAGGGCACCCCCUUGGAAAAUGGUGAUGUGCUCGUGGUUACCCAGAAAGUCGUCAGCAAGGCUGAAGGCCGCGUGAUGACCAUAGACGACGUUGAAGCUUCGCCGUUGGCGGUGGCCAUUACCGAGGGCCACCGCCGCGACCCCCGCCAUACCGAGAUGAUUCUUCGCGAGAGCCGGCGCAUCGUGCGCAUGGACCGCGGCGUAAUCAUCAGCGAAACCUACCACGGCUACAUUUGCGCCAAUGCCGGGAUUGACGCCUCCAACAUCCCCGGCGAAAACGCCAUUUGCCUCCUGCCGGUCGACCCGGACGCGUCGGCGCAGGGGAUCAGGGAUGCCGUGAGUUCCCGGUUGGGCGUUGACGUUGCAGUGCUGGUUUCCGAUACCUUCGGUCGCCCCUGGCGGAACGGGGCCGUCAACGUGUCUAUCGGCGUGGCUGGUUUCAAUCCGGUGGUGAGCUACAUCGGCGAAUUCGAUCCCCACGGUAACGAACUGCAUACCACUACUAUCGCGGUGGCCGACGAGUUGGCGGCAACGGCGGAACUGGUUACCGGCAAACUGUUGGGGGUGCCGGUAGCGAUCAUCAGGGGCUACCCCUACGAGCACAUGGAUGACGCCAGCAGCCGCGCCAUCGUCCGGGAAGGCGACAAGGAUUUGUUCCGGUAG